AUGCGACGAGCGAUGGAACGAUUGACGCGAGGCGUCGCUCGGGCGUCCGAGCGGGCGAUGCGGGGCGCGAACGGAGGGACGCGGGAGCCCGUGAGCGCGGUGCGCGCGGGCGCGGUGACGGCGGUGGUGACGGGGACGGCGGCGAGCGCGAUCGUCGCGGGCGGUGCGUCGGCGGUCGCGUGCGCGGGCGAGAGCGAGAGCAAGAACGCGCGCGCGGCGACGGAGGAGAAGAGCGACGGCGGGAAGGGCAUCGGGAAGGGUGAAACGAAGACACCGACGGUGGUGUUCGUGCUCGGCGGACCCGGGGCUGGGAAGGGGACGCAGUGCGCGAACAUCGUUCGGGAUUUUGCGUUCGUGCACCUGUCGGCGGGCGAUUUGCUUCGCGCGCACAUGAAGAGCGGAAGUCCGGAGGGGAACAUGGUGGCGGAGAUGAUCAAGCAAGGACAAAUUGUCCCGAGCGAGGUCACGGUGAACCUACUCCUCGAUGCCAUGCGCGCGAGCGGUGAGGAUCGAUUCCUGAUCGAUGGUUUCCCUCGCAACAAGGAGAACCGCGACGCAUGGGAGAACACGGCGGGAUUCGACUGCGACUUUGUUCUCUUCUUCGACUGUCCGGAAGACGUGAUGACGACGCGGUUGCUCGGACGCAACGAGGGGCGAUCUGACGAUAAUAUUGAGACCAUUAAGAAACGUUUUGUCACGUUCCGUGAGAGCUCCUUGCCGGUGAUCAACUAUUACGAAAAGCUGAACAAGGUCUGCACGGUGAACAGCGACCAGUCUCCAGAGGACGUGUACGCGCAAACGAAGGGCUUCUUUUCCAAGUUUGCGUAG
Molecule: messenger RNA, 828 nt
Organism: Ostreococcus tauri
Lineage: Eukaryota; Viridiplantae; Chlorophyta; Mamiellophyceae; Mamiellales; Bathycoccaceae
Product: Adenylate kinase
Exons: 2
Coding region: 1-828 (275 amino acids)
Biological process (GO): UDP biosynthetic process; CDP biosynthetic process; 'de novo' pyrimidine nucleobase biosynthetic process
Cellular component (GO): nucleus; cytoplasm
Molecular function (GO): UMP kinase activity; ATP binding
Source: RefSeq, a predicted model, not a curated record